Lactuca saligna is the source of this 840-nucleotide messenger RNA. Lineage: Eukaryota; Viridiplantae; Streptophyta; Magnoliopsida; Asterales; Asteraceae. The record is from the annotation of a GenBank genome assembly.
AUGGGUAAAUGUAAUCUGAAUCCAUUAUACUUAAUCGGAAGAGAUAUUGAUUUAAGUAGCAUUAACUUGUGCGAUUUCAUUGUCGAUUGUUUGGUAAGGACGAAGAAGGUUUACAACCCAGAGAAAGAAUCAUCUUUCUUUUAUGGACCAACAGCAUACCUUAUGGUACAAUGUCAAGAAUCUGAUUAUAAUGAGGAUGAAUCUGGAGGUUAUAAGGAUGAGUUUGAUGGUGAUGAGGAUUUAUGUGAUGAGGAUGAAGAAGAGUUUGAUGUUAAUAAAGUUAGUGCUGUUGAGGGGGGUGGAAAUGGUCCACAUGAGGAAAAUAUUCGUAAAAAUGAUUUUGAAGGUAAAGGUGGUGUUAAUGAUCAUGCAUAUGAGGACAAUAUUGGUAAAAAUAAUGAUCAGUUGAAUAAGAAAGAGGAUGAAGAUAAUGAACAAGGAAAUGGAAGUGGAUGCAAUGAAGAAGAGGCCAUGAAUUUAAAUUUUGUGUUCGAAAAUGUUACUAAGAGCGUUGGUCUAAUUGAUAGCCAGGAAGAGAUUGUAAAUUUGAGCAAGGAUGAUCAUAACAAAGAAGUAAUUUCAGAUCAUACUGUUGAUAAAGAUGGAGAAGGUGUUGUAGAAGGUGAAGGUGUUGAAGUUGAUUCAGAUUUAGGGAAAUCAAUAGAAGAUUGCUCAAAUAAAAUAAAGAUGAAGGAUUCAAAUGAGACAUCAAUCAUUGAAAAAGGACAAAGCAAAGGGAAAGUUGAGAAGUUUUAUGGUCCAAGUUUUAGUCUUGGAUUUAGUCAAAUUUUCAAGGUUCCAAGAAGGCAUCUCAAAGUCAAAGUUCUCCUAAACGGAUGA